UGCAAAACUAAAAAGCGUUGCGUACAUGUGCGAGUGCGAGAUAGAGAUGAAAGGGGUUGGAGGACCAUUGCUGUGCAUAGGAGAUUUGUUGAGCGAUCUUGGCGAGAAAGAAGAAGAUGGUGUUAAAGCAUCUGAUCAUCACCAAGCCUACAAAGAAGUAGCCUCCCCUUCUUCAGCUUCAGUUCUUGAUUCUAACAAUACCCUUCAAUCUUCCUUGGAUCUUACCAAGCUCUUCCAGGAAAACUACAGCCAAUUGAAUGAGGCAUUUGCAGGAAAAGAUAAUUCAUGGACAGGUCUGACUCUAAAGUUAUGCACUGCUCUGGAAACUGCAAGCGAGUUGGUCCAGUUGACCAACUCAAAUGUCGGAAUGCUGUCUGAGAAAGUUGGAGAACUUGAGAAAAUUGUCAAGAGAGGAGAUUCUGCUGUUGCAGCAGCCAAGGCUGUUCAUGUUGCUCUAAACCAAAAGGGAGGUCCAUUUAGUGGCAGUCAAAAUGUCCAGUAAUUUAGUUCUCCUUUUAUCAUAGCUGGUAAAGUGACAUUUAUUAGAAUUCUUUCUUUUUUUUUUUUUUUUUGUUCGAACACUUGUUAUUCAAUAUUUUAUAAUUACUAUACUUUUCUGCUCAGAGGAAAUUAGCUGUUACAGUACAGAGUUUUCUUGAUAGAUAUGGAACGUUUUUGUUUAAA
Molecule: messenger RNA, 684 nt
Organism: Jatropha curcas
Lineage: Eukaryota; Viridiplantae; Streptophyta; Magnoliopsida; Malpighiales; Euphorbiaceae
Product: histone-lysine N-methyltransferase
Source: RefSeq, a predicted model, not a curated record